Messenger RNA from Chelonoidis abingdonii (Abingdon island giant tortoise), 3697 nucleotides. RefSeq names its product multiple inositol-polyphosphate phosphatase 1 (gene MINPP1). The record is from RefSeq and is a predicted model, not a curated record. Gene Ontology annotation, molecular function: acid phosphatase activity; inositol phosphate phosphatase activity. Lineage: Eukaryota; Metazoa; Chordata; Testudines; Testudinidae.
UGGAGGGGCAGCUGUUUUAGGAGGCACAUGGGGCUUGUACUCACCAGGUGGUUCCCUAAUGGGUCUUCGGCAGCACUUCAGCGGCGGGUCCUUCACUUGCUCCAGGUCUUCCGCAGCACUGAAAGACCCACCACUGACGUGCUGCCGAAGCCCCGAAGCGAGUGAAGGACCCCCGCUGAAGUGCCACCACAGGGAACUGGUUCUUAAGAUUUUGACAACUCAUCACUGAAUACACUUAUAAAGUUUGUGAACAUUUAAGGUCUAGAAGACAUGACCCAUGAAGGAAGAUUGACAUAUGAUAACAUAUGAGGGAAGACUGACAUAUGAUAACAGUUUUCAAGUAUGUACAAAUAAAGUAGCAUCUUUUUACAAAAGCUUUUUCUUACAGUUUAUAGGUAUCACUAACGGCUACAGUUAGCACGUUUCUACACGUAGCAAUUUCAUAUAGACUAUCGUGCAAGAAACUGCUAUCUGCAGGCAUUUGCUACAGCAGGUAGCAGUUUACUACCAUAGCAGUUUCUUACAAUCUGUACGUAUCGAUAAGUGCUACCGAUAGCACAUUCCAACACGGAGCAGCAUCCUACACACAGCUCCCAGCUCGGCCUGGCUGAACCCCGGAAGGCAGCGGCCAGGGGGCCGGGCCAGGGCGGAGCAUAAUACCGGCUGCUUCCCGGCCAGCUCUCUGUCACUGUGCAAGCCUCGAUCUGCUGCAGAGCCGGGUCCGGGGCCCCGUCCUAAGAGAAGGCUCCGUUUCCCCUGGCCGGGUGUCUGUGCAGAGCUCCUGACGCCGGUCUCCCCAUGGCGAGCUGCUUCCGCGGCCCCCUCCCGGGGCGCCACUCGCUGCCGCUGUUCCUGCUGCUGCUCCGCGUCUCCCUGGCGCAGGAGAGGGCGGUGGCCACGUCCCUGCUGAGCGGCUAUUUCGGGACCAAGUCCCGGUAUGAGGAGGUGAAUCAGCACCUGCUUCAGGACCCGCUCUCCCUGGGGCCCCCGGAGCCGGGGUACCUGCUGCCCUCCGCCGCCUGCGCCCCGCUGCAGCUCCGCGCCCUCAUCCGCCACGGCACACGCUUCCCCACCGAGAAGCAGAUCCGCAAGUUGGGCCAGCUGCACCGCCUGCUCCGCAGCCAGGAGCGGCCCUGCGCCGCCGCGCAGCAGUUAGCCCACUGGGACAUGUGGUACCAGCCAGACAUGGACGGGAAGCUGGCGCCCAAGGGCCGCCUCGACAUGGAGCAGCUGGCUCAGCGUCUGGCCGCCCGCUUCCCGGGCCUCUUCUCCCCGCAGCGCCGCUUUGCCUUCACCAGCAGCUCCAAGCACCGGUGCAUGGAGAGCAGCGCUGCCUUCCGCAAGGGGCUGCAGCUGGCCCUGCACCGGCAACCCCCGGCCAGAGUUAUCGAGAAUGAGGAGACUGAGAUUAAUGACAAAUUAAUGAGGUUCUUUGAUCAUUGUGAGAAGUUUGUAACCUGUGUAGAAGAGAACGCUACAGCUAUGUACGAAGUGGAUGCCUUCAAACAGGGUCCUGAGAUGAAAAGGGUUUUGGAAAAAAUUGCGGCUACUUUGUGUGUACCUGUGCGUGAUUUAAAUGCAGAUUUGGUCCAAGUUGCUUUUUUUACCUGUUCGUUCGAGUUAGCUGUUAAAAAUGUGAAUUCUUCCUGGUGCUUACUCUUCAAUGAAGAGGAUGCUAAGGUACUGGAAUACCUGAAUGACUUAAAGCAGUACUGGAAGAGAGGAUAUGGGUAUGAUAUCAACAGUCGUUCCAGCUGUAUUUUAUUUCAAGAUAUCUUCAAACACUUGGACGAAGCCAUUGCAGAGAGUAAACGUUCCGUGCCCAUUUCUUCACCUGUAAUCCUGCAAUUUGGACAUGCAGAGACCCUUCAGCCACUGCUUGCUCUAAUGGGUUUCUUCAAGGAUGAGGAGCCUCUUACUGCUAACAAUUACAAAAAACAAAUGCAUCGGAAGUUUCGUAGCGGUCACAUUGUGCCUUAUGCCUCAAACCUGAUAUUUGUGCUUUAUCACUGUGACCAAGCUAAGACCCCUGAGGAGGAGUACCAAGUACAGAUACUGUUGAAUGAAAAGCUGCUGCCAUUUCCUCACUCGGAGGAAACUGUCUCUCUGUACACAGAUCUGAAGAACUAUUAUAAGGACAUCCUUCAAAACUGCCACUUCAGUGAAGAAUGUGAAUUAUCAAAAACAAAUAAUACUUCCACUGAUGAACUUUGAGGGAGAAGAAUAGAGCAAAUAUCAUGGAAAUUGAUUUCUGGUAUGCAGUUUGGUAUGUGUGAUGAGCAAGUGUUUCUCAUCAGUGUUGGUUUUUUAUUUCCUGCUCAUAUAGUCACAUUCUUAUCUUACAUCUCCAAACUAAUAAUAAGUGCUUAUUCCUAUGUCUUAAUUCAGGGAUUUCUUAAAAGUCUAAGUAUAUGUUGUCUCUAUUGCAUGAGCACAAUUUCAAAAAUAAUUUCUUUAAUUAACCUGGCUGUUGGGAUAAGCAUUUGUUACAAAUAUGAAGAUGCAAGGUAAAGUAUAUUUAUACAUUUAUAUGCAUUAAUAUAUAAUUAUUUAUAAUAUUCCUGGUGUUUGAGCUUGCAUAGUAGAUAGGUUUAGAGGGCCAGGGCACUUUAGCUUACCAAAAUGGCACUUAGUGGAACUGAUGGCAUUUCCCUCUCAUCUGUCUCCCUCGCUCUAUUCUUCCUUCUGUUUCUUAGUGUUUCUCUGAUGUCACAGGCAUAAAUUGACUCUCUCUUAUUUGCUUAUUUUUACAGCUAGAUGUUGGCUGCCAUUCCAGGGUUCAAGAAGGAAAGGGCGCACUGUUUAGGCAGGAGUGAGCCAUGAUUCUAAUUCCUGCACUCUUCUGAGCAUAGCAGCUUCCUUGGAUAGUGCCCCCAUGGGUAUUAUCCACCCAAAAAAAUGCAGGGGUUGAAUUUCCAUGGCAUAAAGCCUUCUUCAGCCUACCUGCCAGAGCUAAUUGGUCACUGAGGGAAACGUGUCCUGAAUUUUCUGAAGCCAUGCAGUGGCCAUUGCUCUGGAAGAUGUACCAGUCCUCUGCCACCCUUAUAGAUCUCCUUCAAUUUCAUACUGUUUUUGUUUAACAGUUCAGGUUAAGGCAUGCAACUAUUGCAUGUUUGGCCCCAUUCAGACUGGAUUUCCUCAUCCUCUGACAAGUGGUGGUGAUAUUAUAGUCUCAUAACUAUCUGGCAGAGAUUUUUGCUGUUAUUCUGGAACCAAAUGCUAUCAGUGCUAGCCAAAAGCUUGGGCUUUUUUGGGUAUGUCUACUUUGCAACUGAGAGUGUCCUUCCCUGCUCAAGUCGACAGACGUACGCUAGUUCCACUUGAGCUAGCAUGCUACACAGCAGUGUAGCCAAGAAUACCUUGGGUGGCAGCUCAGGCUAACCACCUGAGUACUAACCCACUGGACAUCCUGGGUUCAUACACAUUUGGCUAGCCCAAGCUACCACCUGUGCUGCCACCAGCUACACUGAUGUUUUUUUCCGUGCAGCUCGAGGUCUGUCUACCUGAGCUGGGAAGCACACUCCCAAGUGCAGUGGAGAUGUACCCCCACCUAUGUGCCAGCCAAUCCUUGAAACAGGACUUUUAUUCUAAGAAUGGACUACUUGUUCCCUGAGUGCAGUACUGCUAAUUUUUAGAGGAGAUUGUACCUGUAUUAAAGUAGGAUUAUUUGCCUCUGAAAAAUGUAAGAUACUGUAAA